AUGCACGGAGAAUAUUACGAGGGCUAUAUGCUCCCAUCGGACAUUGGCAACGGGCCCAAGCCUCGAAAGUCACACAAGCCUGUAGCCAACAAGGACGCGAUGGCAUCAAUGACCACAUUGGUCGGGGACGACGAUGGCGUUCUCAAGAAGCUUGACUCCUCAGAGAAGCCAUCUGCAACAAAGUCAUCAAACUUCCUGAAGCAGCUCAUGAAGAAGGGCCAGUCAAAGGAUGCCCCGGAACAUACCUCGAGUCACAAAGCGCCCAAGACACAUUCGCAGGCGCCUUUGCGGGAGCCUCGGAUGCCUAGCUGGGAGUCUAUGGCCGUGUAUGCAUCCCUGAAGUAG
Molecule: messenger RNA, 345 nt
Organism: Phaeoacremonium minimum UCRPA7
Lineage: Eukaryota; Fungi; Ascomycota; Sordariomycetes; Togniniales; Togniniaceae
Exons: 2
Coding region: 1-345 (114 amino acids)
Source: RefSeq, a predicted model, not a curated record